Molecule: messenger RNA, 1144 nt
Organism: Condylura cristata (star-nosed mole)
Lineage: Eukaryota; Metazoa; Chordata; Mammalia; Eulipotyphla; Talpidae
Product: putative prolyl-tRNA synthetase associated domain-containing protein 1
Exons: 2
Coding region: 61-579 (172 amino acids)
Molecular function (GO): aminoacyl-tRNA deacylase activity
Source: RefSeq, a predicted model, not a curated record
CGGCGUGAGGGAGGCCCCACUCUAUUCUCGGCUGGGCAGGCCCUGGGUUUCGGCCGUGUCAUGGCGGGCGGCGAGUUGCGGGCGGCGCUUGAGCAGCGGCUGGGGGCCCUAGACAUUCACACCGAGGUCGUGGAGCACCCUGAGGUAUUUACAGUUGAAGAAAUGAUGCCACAUAUCCAGCAUUUGAAAGGAGCACAUAGUAAGAACUUAUUUCUUAAAGACAAAAAGAAAAAAAGCUAUUGGCUAGUGACAGUUCUUCAUGAUAGACAAAUUAAUUUAAAUGAUCUUGCCAAGCAGUUAGGUGUUGGGAGUGGAAAUCUGCGCUUUGCUGAUGAAACAGCCAUGCUAGAAAAACUCCAAGUUGGCAAAGGCUGUGCCACACCGUUGGCACUCUUCUGUGAUAAUGGAGAUGUGAAAUUUGUUCUGGAUUCUGCAUUUUUGGAAGGUGGACAUGAAAAGGUGUACUUUCAUCCAAUGACCAAUACUGCAUCUAUGGGGUUGAACCCUGAAGACUUUCUCAAAUUUGUGAAGACAACAGGACAUGAUCCUAUAAUACUAAAUUUUGAUAAAAAUGACUGAUUUGACUGUUUAGAAUACAUUUUUGAAAGCUGAUUUUCCUAUUUGUAAUAUAUAAGUAGCAUUAAAAGUGCUAAGAAUAUUUAGCACCUUGGUUUGAUGACUACCUAAAAUCAUUUGAGGACUGUUUCAUCUCCUUAGUUGGAACUAUUUUUAAAUAUAUGUAAUGAUUAGUUUUAGUUGAAAAAGAUUCCAUUCUCAUCUCUACCCCUAAUGAGUUACUCUCAUUCCAGGACUGCCUUCAAACAAUUAAGAAUAACAUCAAAACUAAGUAAAAUUAGUUAUAACUUCUUCAUAGUGUUCAUUAUAAAAGAAAGUUGCAAAAAGAGCAUGUAGAAAAUUUUACACAUGGUAGUGUACAUAGGGAAAAAAUCAAAAGCAAUGUAUUGAAACUGACAGUGGCGGUCUUUGGAGAGUGGAGUUUAAAGAGUAAGCUCUCUAACAAGAUAAUUUAAGAAAAACAUAGCAGGAUGGGGCAAAUUUUCCAUUAUAGGAUUCUUUUUAAAACUGUUUCUCUUCCAGUGAAAAAUAAGCUAUUAAAUUUUUUCUAAGAGAAAGCUUAUUUUUA